CAAAUCAAUUCAAUGGCUACGAUGGAAAGCGCGUCGCAUAUAUAAAUAACAGCCCGUCUCCUUGAGGCUCUCAGAAUUGGGCGGCCAUCUUCUUCCAAAACCCUAGUUUUUGCCCCUUCUGGACGAGUCGCCUCAGCUCCACGGUUUAAAAAGGUGAAAAAGCAAGUUUAGCAGUUAUGGCUGUGACUUUCCAUGACCUCAAGUCUGCAUCUGGACUCAAAAAGCUCGAUGAGUUUCUCCUUCCUCGAAGCUAUAUCACAGGCUACCAAGCUUCAAAGGAUGAUAUUGCUGUACAUGCUGAACUCUCUGGUCCACCUUCAUCAGAUUAUGUUAAUGUUUCCAGAUGGUAUAACCACAUUGAGGCCCUGUUGAGGUUGAGCGGUGUAUCUGGGGAGGGACAAGGCGUGCAAGUUACAGGGUCUGCCACUGUAUUUGAGGAAGUUCCAGCCUCUCCACCUAUUGCUGACACCAAGGCCUCUGCUGCUGUCGAUGAUGAUGAUGAUGAUGUUGAUUUAUUUGGUGAGGAAACUGAGGAGGAAAAGAAGGCUGCUGAGGAGCGUGCAGCUGCUGUGAAAGCAUCUGGAAAGAAGAAAGAAAGUGGAAAGUCAUCAGUUUUAUUGGACGUGAAGCCUUGGGAUGAUGAGACUGACAUGAAGAAGCUUGAAGAAGCAGUCAGGAGUGUGAAAAUGGAUGGCUUGCUUUGGGGUGCCUCAAAGCUUGUUCCAGUUGGAUAUGGAAUCAAGAAAUUACAGAUUAUGAUGACCAUCGUGGAUGACUUGGUGUCAGUUGAUAACCUCAUUGAGGAUCACCUGACCUCUGAACCUGCAAAUGAGCACAUCCAAAGUUGUGAUAUUGUGGCGUUUAACAAAAUCUAGAUAACUAUGCUGCCAUAAGAUUACUAUGCUGGUAUUGCUUCAUGUUUUUUGCCUUGUAUGGGCAUUUUGAUCCUCCAUUAAAAUUUUUGUAUUGAAUGAUUAAGUUACUUUUAUUAUGUAUUUUAAUUUGUAUCAAUGAAUUGCAGACGUUUGAUUAUGCUGUGUGAGAACUGUCUUUUGCAAUGUAACUUGCUUUAUGGAGUUCACUGUUAGACUUGGCUUA
This is a messenger RNA of Dendrobium catenatum, 1098 nucleotides long. RefSeq names its product elongation factor 1-delta. Gene Ontology annotation, cellular component: cytosol; eukaryotic translation elongation factor 1 complex. Lineage: Eukaryota; Viridiplantae; Streptophyta; Magnoliopsida; Asparagales; Orchidaceae. The transcript is spliced from 8 exons. Gene Ontology annotation, biological process: translational elongation. The record is from RefSeq and is a predicted model, not a curated record. Gene Ontology annotation, molecular function: translation elongation factor activity; guanyl-nucleotide exchange factor activity. The coding region runs from base 177 to 875 and encodes 232 amino acids.